Molecule: messenger RNA, 2362 nt
Organism: Helianthus annuus (common sunflower)
Lineage: Eukaryota; Viridiplantae; Streptophyta; Magnoliopsida; Asterales; Asteraceae
Product: tyrosyl-DNA phosphodiesterase 1
Exons: 16
Coding region: 144-2090 (648 amino acids)
Biological process (GO): double-strand break repair; single strand break repair
Cellular component (GO): nucleus
Molecular function (GO): protein binding; 3'-tyrosyl-DNA phosphodiesterase activity; double-stranded DNA binding
Source: RefSeq, a predicted model, not a curated record
UGACACCCAAUUAUUUGGAGUAACAAACCUCAAGGCUAUCAGCUUUGAACAACAUAACUCGACAACCUGUAUAUGUUACUACUACUAGGGUUCAUAAUUUCCCGUUUCAUGUCCUGUUUCUCUCUCUAAUCACCCUAUCAUCAAUGGAACAUUCUUCUCAGGUUGGGGUUUUGGUGCCACUGAGCGAUAAUCUAGACGAAGACGCUUCCAAUUCAAUCCCUAAAGUUCAAAUCAGCAAAGGAGUUAACAUAUUAGGUCGCGAUGUUAUACCUAUCACUGACAAGAGAAUUAGCCGCAAACAUCUGUCUGUUACAGUCUCUGAUGAUGGCUCUGUUGAAGUUGCAGUGGAAGGAACAAAUCCAGUUGUCAUUAGAUCUCAGCAACGAAAGAAGCUUUUAUCUCGUGAAAAGCUAACAAUUAAAGAUGGUGACAUAAUAGAAUUAAUCCCUGGACAUUACAUAUUUAAGUACAAGGCUUUUAAUGGUGUAAAAAAGAGAUAUUCUCCAAACAAACAAAAAAGGCCUUUAAUUGAAGGAGUUCAAGAUGAAUCACUUGCACAAAAGCGAUCGCGGCAAGUGGAAGAAGACGAGGCCCUCGCUAGAAAAUUGCAGAGUGAGAUGAACGAUGAUAUUCAAGAUAAGGAAAUCUUUGUUGAGGCAAUCCGCGAUUUCAAGCCACCAAAAGAUAAAAUUCCACUAACAUUUCGACUUAUGAGAGUGAAAGGCCUGCAACCAUGGGCUAAUACUAAUUCUGUGUCAAUUGGGGAUGUGAUUCAGGGGAAUGUGUUCGUUGCUGUUCUUUCGAACUACAUGGUUGACCUUGACUGGUUGAUAUCAGAAUGUCCAACUCUAAAGAAAAUCCCGCAUGUUUUGGUGGUUCACGGUGAAAGCGAUGGUAGGCAGGAGCAUAUGAAGAGAAACAAACCUUCAAAUUGGAUUUUGCACAAACCUCCAUUACCCAUUGCAUGGGGGACACACCAUUCCAAAGCGAUGUUUUUGGUGUAUCCUCAAGGAGUUCGAAUUAUCGUCCAUACAGCAAACUUAAUCUAUGUCGAUUGGAAUAACAAAAGCCAGGGUUUGUGGAUGCAAGAUUUCCCGUGGAAACAUGACGGUUCAGAUAAAGGAAGUGGUUUUGAAUCUGAUCUUAUUGAUUAUCUUAGUGCACUAAAGUUGCCUGAGUUUUCUGUUCAAUUCCCUGAACGAGGCACCUUCAGCCUCAAUUCAUCUUUUUUUAAGAAAUUUGAUUACAGCAAAGCAACGGUAAGGUUAAUAGCUUCUGUACCCGGAUAUCAUUCAGGUUCAAAUAUAAAGAAAUGGGGACACAUGAAGAUCCGUUCAGUUCUACAGGAUUGUGUUUUUGAUAAAGAAUUCCGAAACGCACCACUUAUAUAUCAGUUUUCGUCCCUGGGUUCUCUAGACGAAAAGUGGAUGGCUGAGUUUGCGUUCUCGAUGUCAUCGGGAGUAUCAGACGAUAAGAAGCCUUUGGGCCUGGGGGAACCUUUAAUUGUAUGGCCCACUGUCGAGGAUAUUAGAUGUUCUCUAGAGGGUUAUGCAGCUGGGAGCUGUGUUCCAAGCCCUCAAAAGAAUGUAGAGAAAGCAUUCUUAAAGAAAUACUGGGGUAAAUGGAAAGCAACCCACACUGGUCGCUGUCGUGCAAUGCCUCAUAUAAAGACAUUUACUCGAUAUAACGGUCAAAACCUUGCAUGGUUCUUGCUUACAUCAUCAAACCUCAGUAAAGCUGCCUGGGGAGCACUUCAGAAAAACAACACUCAGCUGAUGAUUCGUUCAUACGAGCUUGGAGUGCUGUUUUUACCUUCUUCAACCAGCCAUGCUCAUGUAUUUUCGUGUACUGAAAAUGGGAGCACAUCAGAGAAUAAAUAUUCCGGGUCCCCUUUGAAAACUCAUGAAGCAAAAAGAACAAAACUUGUAACACUGGCUUCACCACAUAGCAAGAAAAUGCAUCUGCCCGAUGUGGUUACUUUGCCUGUGCCGUAUGAGCUCCCCCCAGCACGUUACUCUUCUGAAGAUGUUCCUUGGUCGUGGGACAAACAAUAUAAGAAGCGGGAUGUUUUGGGUCAAGUUUGGCCCUAAAAAUGUUACUUUUUAUAUUAUGUAUAUAUUCAUUUUUAGGAUGAAUUAGAAGCAGAAGCGCUCCGGUUAUUAGUUUGAGAAAUGGGUAUUGUUUUCUUUGGCGGUUACAACUUGUUUUUCUGUAUUGGCAGGUGGUUUAGGAAUGAUAACAGUACUUUUAGGUGUUCUUAGGAGUUUCUUGUAAGCAAACUUGCCACCCAAGAGAACUUGUCGAGUUCGGUUACAGGUUAGCUAACUGUCUAGAAGUACGAGUGUUAAAAAUACAUCUAGAA